AUGAAGUUAAGUGUGAAAAGAGUUGAGAUUUUGAAUGGAGAUGUUGGGGAUGAAACGGGAGUUUAUAAAAACCUCUUACAGGAGAUUGCACAAAGAGUUGGAUCUCCUUUGCCUCAGUACACAACUUAUAAAUCCGGUUCAGGACACCUACCUGUCUUUACAGGAACAGUUCAACUGGCUGGAAUCACAUUUACGGGAGAACCUGCAAAGAACAAGAAGCAAGCUGAGAAAAACGCUGCACUCGCAGCUUGGUUAUCAUUGAAACAAUUGGCACGGCAAGAUGCUAAUUCUUCGCUGGAGCAGGAAAAUAACGAUGAGCAGGAGCAGAUAAGAAUAGCAAGGGCCUUUCUGAACUAUCGUGCAAGGGAAAAAAUGGAAAUGGCUACCCCUAACAGAGUCCCCAUACCGUUUCAGAAAAAAGGAGCAGAUAAGAAUAGCAAGGGCGGCAAGAUGCUAAUUCUUCGCUGGAGCAGGAAAAUAUUGAUGAGCAGGAGCAGAUAA
This is a messenger RNA of Fraxinus pennsylvanica, 501 nucleotides long. The record is from the annotation of a GenBank genome assembly. NCBI's taxonomy places the organism in Eukaryota, Viridiplantae, Streptophyta, Magnoliopsida, Lamiales, Oleaceae.